Rosa rugosa (rugosa rose) is the source of this 1027-nucleotide messenger RNA. RefSeq names its product chloroplast protein FOR GROWTH AND FERTILITY 2-like. The transcript has a single exon. The record is from RefSeq and is a predicted model, not a curated record. The annotation marks the transcript as partial. Lineage: Eukaryota; Viridiplantae; Streptophyta; Magnoliopsida; Rosales; Rosaceae.
UAUGCCUUGGUCUUACUACAACCUGCCUUUGCACCAGCGGCUCUUGCUUCUUUUCAAACUGCAACUAAGACAGGUGGUCCAGCUGCUGUUGCAGUUGGGGGAAGACUCAUCCAGACUGAAUUACUUAGUAGUGCAUGGACCGGUUUCUUUGCUGGUUGCUUGCACACAUUAUCAGGGCCUGACCACCUAGCUGCUUUGGCUCCACUCUCAAUUGGGCGUACCCGCAUUGAAAGUGCUCUUGUUGGAGCCCUCUGGGGAUGCGGCCAUGAUGCUGGCCAGGUUAUCUUUGGAUUAAUAUUUCUACUACUGAAGGACCGGCUCCAUAUUGAAGUUAUUCGAACUUGGGGCACAAGAGUUGUUGGGCUUACUUUACUAGUUAUUGGUGCUAUGGGCAUUAAGGAAGCUUCAGAAGUCCCGAGUCCUUGUGUUGCCUUGGAGAAUGGCGAGUGUGAUGUUAGUGUGUACGAAACUCUUGAUAACCCAACUGUUGGGAAGAAGAAGAUUGGUUUUGCUACUUUUGCCACCGGAAUUGUGCAUGGGCUGCAGCCAGAUGCAUUGAUGAUGGUGUUGCCUGCACUUGCUUUGCCAUCUCGUGUUGCUGGCGCUGCAUUUCUAGUUAUGUUCUUAGUUGGGACCGUAGUUGCCAUGGGAAGCUACACAGUCUUUCUAGGCUCAUGAAGUCAAGCAUUAAAGGACAGAGUGCCCAGAAUAACAGAGAAACUGACAUGGGCUUCUUCCCUGAUUGCAAUUGCUCUUGGAUUUGCCAUUAUUAUCAGCCAGUUCUUUGGGUAUAGCCUGUAUUAGUUUUUUUACCCGGUUAAGAUUCAUGUAUUGCAGGCUUCCCCAGGAGAGUUAGAUAAUGUCUUAGAAGGAUUAUUCUAUUUAUUUAGAGCAAAAGUUCAACUACGAAGCACCUUUUCACAGCAAGAGUACCAUCCUAUUCUGUUUUUGAAGCUUUCUUUGAAUAUAGAGACGCACCCUUCCUCGUUUGUAAUUCUUUUAUGGUAGAAAUCAAGAUUGGUUUGAA